UUUAUUUUCUUUUAUCUUAUAUAUGAUUGAUAGGGCAAGAUCAAGUAAACGUGUUCUUUAAGAUUCAAAUACUUCGACAUUUCCUCCCAAAUCGCUCAUCCUUGCAAUUCUUUUUCAGUUUGUAAGGUUUGUCGUCGUCCAAGGACCUCAUUCAAUAACAAUCACAACGAGGUUUAUGAAAUUUUCACCACAGUGUACUUCAUCAUGAAUCCUCAUCAUAAUUCCAAUCAAGAUCCAACAAUUGCUUCCAUACUUCAACAGGUUAACUCUCUCAUUUAUCAGCAAACGUACAAUGGUAGUGUUGUAGGAUUAUAUCCCAAUAAUAGGCCAAUUGAUGCUCCAUCUAGUUUCAUGAAUUUCUCUAAUCAGCCCAUUCCCUUGCAAAGCCCUACGGAUCAAUUCCCCAACGGUAUUGGUAGAUUCAAUCCCCAGCACAAUUGCAAUCCCUUUCCUCCAAACCAGUUUAAUUCUUCUCAACAACAAGGCCAGUUCUUUGCUAAUAACUCCAUGAAUCAUCCUGUAUACAACCAAAAUGUUGGUAGACCAUUGCAAUUACAAAACCCUAAUUAUGCCCAAUAUCCUCCUGGCAAUUUUCCCAUGUUCCAAAUCCAUAAUAAGAAUACAACGAGUCAUCAAAAUCCUGGAUUUCCUGCAAGUCAGCAAUUUGGCAUGUCUAAUUUCAGUAGAAGCUCCUUUGAACAUGGUAAUCAAGGACAACAGAGAUUUCAUUCACCAAUGAUGGAUGGCAAUUUGCCUAAUAUGGGUCAGCAGUUACAAGGGAACCAAUUUCAACCCAAUGCUUCUGUUUCAGUUCUAACACAGAAAUCACACAACUUCCAUGCUACUCCCAAUAAUUUACAGAACCACAUUUCUCAAGGUGUGGGACCCCAAAGUCACAAUUUCCCCAUGAAUGGCACUAUACAUCAUGGUAAUCAAGGACAACAGAGAUUUGUUUCACAGCAAGGGAGCUUAUAUUCACCCCAUGCUUCUACUUUAGUCCAAGCACAUAACCCUUCUCCUACAAUCACAAAUUUUAAGAGCAAUAUAUUCGCUUUAAAUUCAGAAUGCUAUGAACAGGACAAAAAAGGAACUUUGUCUCAACCCAAGAACUUCACAGGAAAUAAAAAGAAUCACACCUCACGUAAAGGAUAUAAAUCCCCGUUUCAGCAUGCAAAACAUGUCAAAAAUGGAAACAUGAAUAAAGAGGGUAAGAGCAAUGCUUCAGUAAAUUCACAUCCUCAAAAUUCCACCAAUUUCAAAAUAAAAAAAGUACGCUCUUUUAAUUACACGGAUGAAGAAAUUAAGCAGUGGCAUGAGGAUCGUAAGAAGAACUAUCCCACAAGUGUGAAAAAAUCCAAGGAAGAAAAGAUAUCCAUGUUACGUUGUAAGGAAUUGAAAAAAAUAUUGGUAAAGCAGGCCGAAUUGGGUUGUGGAGUUGCUGAUAUUCCAUCAUGUUAUUUAUCCGGUCUCUCUACUCCUCAUACUGAUGAUGCCAAUAGGAUGCCACCAGUCAUGCCAUAUGGAUGUAUUUUCACAAUUUCCAAUACUUGA
This is a messenger RNA of Lactuca virosa, 1551 nucleotides long. The record is from the annotation of a GenBank genome assembly. NCBI's taxonomy places the organism in Eukaryota, Viridiplantae, Streptophyta, Magnoliopsida, Asterales, Asteraceae.